This is a messenger RNA of Pseudomyrmex gracilis, 990 nucleotides long. Its product is annotated as protein MLP1-like. Lineage: Eukaryota; Metazoa; Arthropoda; Insecta; Hymenoptera; Formicidae. The record is from RefSeq and is a predicted model, not a curated record. Bases 23 to 739 code for a protein of 238 amino acids. The transcript is spliced from 5 exons.
GAAUAAACACGAAACAGAGAAAAUGGAGAAAGCCGCGAGCAGCGAGGCAGAGGCGCGUUCUGUUCACAAUGAGAUCGACGUUGGCUCGGAAUCGACGCAGAUCAAUUCUUUCAUCAAGCAGUACGUAACGCUGAAACAGUCGCUCGAGAGAUCCAACAGGAAGGUGCGACGCUGGGAAAGCGAAACGUGCAGGUUGCUUAACAGCAAUCGCAACAUUGAGAUUAAACUCGACAAGCUGAUGCAAAACGUGUCUGACACGAACGCGAACAUAUCGGCGAACGUGAGAGAUCAGAGCGCUAAGAAGCAAGAGUUGAGAAACUUUCAGAGCGCGCGAGCUGAUCUGUCUCAUAAACAGUGGAACAACAACUUGACGGAAAUAGGAAAUUACGCAAAUGAUUUUUCUCAGUGGAUAACGGAAUACUCUAGAAACGUUUUGACGAGGGACAUCGAGAGUCACAACGAAGAAUGCAAACGAGUUAGCAAAGAACUCGAACUUUUGAAGGACGAGUUGAACGAUAUGAGAAAUGAAGUCGAUGCGGAUUGCAUCCAAGCUAAUGUAGACAUUGGCGAUUUACCGAAUAUCACUAAUAUAAUGUCCACUAUCAAAAUGGUCAACAACAAUCUAAUGCACUCCAUCAGACUGGCGGAGGACAUGCUAAACAAGAUAGACAACAAGAUAAGGCAGAGCAACGCCGCAAUUAAAGAAUAUAAAGAAAAAGAGAAGACUGACAUCUUUUAAAAAAACUUUGUGUUUUUUUUAUUCUUUUUUUAAUAAGCCAGAGAUUUGAAAGAAAUCACAAAUACGAUCUAAAAUUGUUAGUUUUUAUAAUAUAUGUAUAAUUAUUAAUGAAUAAUUGUUGUAUAUAUACACUUUUCCCUUGAAGAAAUUUAUUGCUGAUGUGAUCAAAAUGAUGUUUAUUUUUUGAACAAACAUUUGUGUGAAAACACACUGCUCAACAAUGAUUUUACUAAUAAAUUUGAGGUCAGUAA